Messenger RNA from Vigna unguiculata (cowpea), 738 nucleotides. The record is from RefSeq and is a predicted model, not a curated record. NCBI's taxonomy places the organism in Eukaryota, Viridiplantae, Streptophyta, Magnoliopsida, Fabales, Fabaceae.
AUGGAUGUCAACCACUUCCUCAUCAGUUCUUUAUUAGAAAGGUGGAGAUCAGAAACUCACACAUUUCACUUCCCCCAUGGAGAGACUACUGUGACACUAGAGGAUGUAGCCGUCCUCCUUGGCCUACCGAUAGACGGAGAUAUGGUCACUGGUCCCACUACGGUUCAGGACAUAUUCGCCACCUUCCAUGAACACCUAGGUGUCAUCCCACCACCGACGGUGAUAAGAGGGAACUCAAUUAGAGUUUCUUGGUUAAACUCUACUUUCCAACAGCUUCUACCGAAUGUAAACAAUGAGGUUAUUGCUCAAUAUGCGAGAGCGUACAUUCUCACAUUGAUUGGAAGCAUUUUAAUGCCAGACACGUCUGCAACUAGGGUACAUGUCAUGUAUCUACUUAGGCUAGCUGACUUAAAUGUAGUCAGGAAUUAUAGUUGGGGGUCUGCAGUUUUGGCCUGCCUAUAUCGUUGCCUAGAUCAUGGCAUUCACCUACGCCAAGAAAAUAUUGGUGGAUGCAUGAUCUUGUUACAAUGUUGGGCUUGGGAGAGGAUUACUUCUAUAGCCCCACAACUUCAACCUUUAAGUGAUCAAGAGGUGGCUGAUGGGGAUGGUUUCCUUGUCUAUAGAAGGUGGAUGAAUGUAACGCAUCGGAUAAAUCCAGCUUCAAUUUCAGUUACUGAAUUUCGGUUGAGAUUUGAUCAACUACGUACAAGACAGUUCUUGUGGAGGCCUUACACUUGA